Molecule: messenger RNA, 399 nt
Organism: Plectropomus leopardus (leopard coralgrouper)
Lineage: Eukaryota; Metazoa; Chordata; Actinopteri; Perciformes; Serranidae
Source: RefSeq, a predicted model, not a curated record
AUGCGCUGCCCCCGUCUUUCAGCAGCUACGGAAAAGCGUCUGUCGAGGGGAAUUUCUCACGCCAGUUCAACCAUCGUGUCCCUGGCGCGCUCUCACGUCUCAAGCACUGGAGGUAGCAGCAACGAGCCACUUCUGGACACGCCCCUGUGCACUUUCCAACUACCAGACCUCACCGUGUACCGGGACGACUUCCGCAGCUUCAUCGAGAGGGACCUCAUCGAGCAGUCCAUGAUGGUGGCCUUGGAGCACGCUGGACGAUUGAACUGGUGGACUAAAGUGGUUUCAAACUGUCAGAAUCUGCUGCCUCUGGCAACAAGCGGAGACGGAAAUUGCCUGUUACACGCCGCCUCGCUCGGUGAGUAUCGCAGACCUUUCAAACGAGACCCCAGUACCGUGCAG